AUGUUUCAAAUCGGCUGGGUAAUACUUGCUUUCAUCUACGCUCAAGCCGUGGGUAUAUGCGCAAGCGCCAAUUGCCUUUCAGGAUAUCGCAAUGCUGUUUAUUUUACAAACUGGUCUAUAUACGCUCGGGGAUACCAUCCUCACGAUCUUCCCGCAGAGCAGAUCAGCGUUCUCCUCUAUGCAUUUGCUAACGUGCAGAGCGACGGUUUGGUGGUCUCCUCUGAUUCUUUUGCGGACCUUGAGAAGCCAUAUGACGGCGAUUCUAGGAAAAAGUGCGAGAACGACGUCUGCGGAUGCGUGAAACAGCUAUAUCUCCUCAAAAAAACCUACCGCAAGCUUAAAGUGCUCCUUAGCAUCGGCGGGGCGACAUAUUCAAGCAACAUUGCUGCGGCCGCUGCUACCGAAGCAAAGAGAGCCCUCUUUUCACGAAGUGCGAUCGCCCUGAUGAAAGACUGGGGGUUUGACGGGCUUGAUAUUGAUUGGGAGUAUCCCGUUAAUGAAAAGGAGGCGCAAGACUUCGUCCUACUAUUGGGCAAACUACGGUCGGAGAUGGAUUCAUACGCAAGCCAGUAUGCGCCUGGCUACCAUUUUCUCUUAACGAUAUCGUCACCCGCUGGGCCUUCGAAUUACGACAUAUUGCCGCUCAGUAAGAUAUCGGAUAUUAUUGAUAAUUUCAACCUGAUGUCCUACGACUAUUCCGGUCCAUGGAGCUCUAUGACGGGACACCAAGCCAAUUUGCACUCAAGUCCCAUCAAGCCUAACUCGACACCGUUUUCUACAGAUGCCGUCGUCGAGGACUAUAUAUCCAAGGGCGUGCUGCCUACCAAGAUUCUUCUUGGUAUGCCCGUGUACGGCAGAGCAUUUCAGCAGACUGGUGGGCUCGGCCAGGCCUACUAUGGCGCGGGCAACGGGUCGUGGGAGCAAGGCGUGUGGGACGCCAAGGCCCUGCCACGACCUGGGGCGAUGGAGUAUCACGACACGGCAGUUGGUGCCAGUUACAGCUACGACACAGAUACCCAGGAGCUCAUAUCCUAUGACAGCCCGUCAGUGACCAGACAGAAGGUUGCGUAUAUUAUUGAGAGCGGGUUAGGUGGGAGUAUGUUCUGGGAGGCGUCUGCCGACCGAGGUGACGAGACAGGACUUAUCCACGCCAGCUUCAACGCUUUAGGAGGGGCCGCCAAUGUAGACUGUUCUGAAAACCUGCUGCAUUAUCCCAACAGUCGAUAUGCAACUAUCCGCAAUGGAUGA
Molecule: messenger RNA, 1248 nt
Organism: Colletotrichum truncatum
Lineage: Eukaryota; Fungi; Ascomycota; Sordariomycetes; Glomerellales; Glomerellaceae
Product: endochitinase
Biological process (GO): chitin catabolic process; carbohydrate metabolic process
Cellular component (GO): extracellular region
Molecular function (GO): chitin binding; chitinase activity
Source: RefSeq, a predicted model, not a curated record